AUGUUAUGUCACGAAUCUGCUUACAAAAUAUUAAUUUACGAAAGAAUUUCAUUAUAUAAAUUUACAUUUUAAAUAUAGAUAAACAAUAAAUAUUUAAUUUAAAUGAGUGAAAAUAAAACCAUCACGGAUAAAGAUGUUUUGGAUGCAAUAAAAAAUGUUUUACGAAAAAGUGGCGAUUUGAGUAAAAUACAGGCUGAGAUGCGAGCCAAAGUUACAGAAAUUCUUCAAGACAGACAAUUCACAAACAAUCCAGGUUGCCGUAACUUCUGUCCACCUCCACCUACAGCCGAAGUACUACUUAUUAAUGAUUUGAUAAAAGAAUAUUUAGAAUGGAACGGUUACCUCUAUACAUCCACUGUACUUACCUCAGAGGCUGCACUGCCAAAAGAAAAGCGAACUAGAGCCGAGUUAUGUGCUGAAGUGGGGGUCAAAGAUGACGAGAAGUCGUCAGCUUUACCACUGUUAACGAAUAUCGUAGCAGCAUACACGGAACGAAUAAAACGCAAGAUAAGCAAGAUUAAAAAGGAUUGUACAUAAUUUGUAUUAAUAUAGUCAAACCCAGAUAAACGACAAACCUUAAGACACGAUAGUCAUUGUCUGGUACCGACGGAUGACUUCUAUAAACAAGAAACUCAGAUUACAAAGAAACAUCGAUAGGCAACAAAAAUAUCUCGAUCCUUUGGAUUCUCGCUUAUCCAGCUUUGACUGUAUUAUAACUUGUGUAUACAGGAUGUUUGUUUAUAAAUCAA
Molecule: messenger RNA, 749 nt
Organism: Papilio xuthus (Asian swallowtail)
Lineage: Eukaryota; Metazoa; Arthropoda; Insecta; Lepidoptera; Papilionidae
Product: lisH domain-containing protein FOPNL
Exons: 2
Coding region: 103-537 (144 amino acids)
Biological process (GO): microtubule anchoring; cilium assembly
Cellular component (GO): ciliary basal body; centrosome; motile cilium
Molecular function (GO): protein binding
Source: RefSeq, a predicted model, not a curated record